This is a messenger RNA of Cariama cristata (Red-legged seriema), 732 nucleotides long. It is a transcript of the gene TMIGD1, whose product is annotated as transmembrane and immunoglobulin domain containing 1. The annotation marks the transcript as partial. The record is from RefSeq and is a predicted model, not a curated record. Lineage: Eukaryota; Metazoa; Chordata; Aves; Cariamiformes; Cariamidae. The transcript is spliced from 4 exons.
AUGGCGCAGAGAAGCAGCCCCACAGUCCCCUAUGAAGUGCCUGCCCUUGCCGUUUGCUUUUUGGCAUGUGUAGCCACAGGUUUGGAAUUGUCUGUAAAUAACCAGGCUGCUGACUUCUCCCUGUCUACAUUGCCUGGCCCUCCUGUCUCCCUCUCCUGCCUAGUACAGAACAGCAGCCAGGCUGAGGAGCUGCUCUGGUACCGAGGAGAUGGGAGAGUGGAUCUGAAAGAUGGGAAUAAAGUGAACAUCAGUAACAUCUGCAUAUCCCCAGUCACCGAGUCUGACAACGGAGUGACCUUCACGUGCAAGCUGGCACGGGACAAGUCUGUCCAAGUGUCUGUGAUCCUGGAUGUCCAGUUUCCUCCCCAGCUGACUGGAGAAGAGUCCCUCCAAAUCGAAGAAGACCAAGAUGUUACUCUGACCUGCAAUGCCAAAUCCAACCCUCAAGCCCAAACAGCUUGGUACAAGAACACCACCACCUUGACCCUACAGGAAGAUCGUCACCAGUUGUACCAGACUAGUGCAGUCUCUCAGCUCUCUAUCAGAAAAGUACAGAAGUCUGACAAUGGGACCUACACCUGUGUGAUGAAAUCUUCCUUGGGAGAGGGGAGAAAGGAUUUCCACCUGAUAGUUGAAGAUAAAAAACCUGUUUUUCCCAAGGAGGCUGUCAUUGCUGCUGCCGUGGUGGUUACACUCACGGUACUUUUUGGAAUUGUGGCUCGAAAGGAUAAA